GGGUUCAGUGUGUGGGACAGUCUUGUGGCUUGGGGGUAGAGUCUGGCUUUGAGACAGGUGGUCCGAGACUUGAUGUUGACCUGGGCGUUAGGAAGGCGGCAAAUAGCAAGCAGGAGGACAUUUUUUAUUAUCUGGGAAGCUGUUUACUAAUCUGCCUCCACCUACCUAGUAAAGUAGCCUAGCAUGUUAGACUCUGAAAAACAUAUAUACAUCUUACAUAGCACUGAGCCUGGGAACAUUUGAAACGCAGUUUCCCAUUGUUUAGCUAGCUAAAUAACUGAUGGUGAAAUGAACAGCUGAGAUAAGAUUCGUUGCAUUUAGUGGAAGCAUGGAAAUGAAAGAGUGGGGCCUCCAGCCCGUACCAUGAAGCAGUCAGUGAUAACCUAGGUCCUAGGGAACACUGAUCCAUUCCUAUUAAUUAGAUCACCCCAUUUGAGAGGUGCGCACAUGGGAUUACCAUCAAUAGCAUGAAAUAUAAGCCUUCUGGAAAGGUUAAGUGGUGAAGCUGCUGCUGAGGGGGAAGCCAUGUCACGGGUCCCUUCCCCUCCUCCACCAGGGGACAUGUCUACAGGGCCUGUGGCGGAGAGCUGGUGUUACACACAGGUAAAAGUAGUGAAGUUCUCCUACAUGUGGACCAUCAACAACUUCAGUUUCUGUAGAGAGGAGAUGGGGGAGGUUUUAAAGAGUUCCACCUUCUCCUCUGGACCCAAUGACAAGAUGAAAUGGUGUCUGAGAGUCAACCCAAAAGGACUGGAUGAUGAAAGCAAAGAUUAUCUGUCGUUGUAUUUACUUCUUGUUAGUUGUCCAAAAAGUGAAGUCAGAGCGAAGUUCAAGUUUUCCUUAUUGAACACUAAAAGAGAAGAGACUAAAGCUAUGGAAAGCCAAAGAGCCUAUCGGUUUGUCCAGGGGAAGGACUGGGGCUUCAAAAAGUUUAUUAGAAGAGAUUUCCUGCUUGAUGAAGCCAACGGGCUGUUACCUGACGACAAGCUAACCCUGUUCUGUGAGGUGAGUGUGGUGCAGGACUCUGUGAACAUCUCUGGCCAGUCCAACAUGAACAUGCUGAAGGUCCCAGAGUGCCAGCUGGCAGACGACCUGGGGAGCCUGUGGGAGUGUUCUCGCUUCACUGACUGUUCCCUCUAUGUGGGGGGGCAGGAGUUCAAGGCACACAAAUCCAUCCUGGCAGCGAGAUCUCCCGUCUUUAGCGCCAUGUUUGAACAUGAGAUGGAGGAGAGUAAAAAGAACCGUGUGGACAUCAGUGAUGUGGACCCAGACGUAUUUAAGGAGAUGAUGGGAUUCAUCUACACAGGUAAAGCCCCCAACCUGGAGAAGAUGGCCGACAACCUGCUGGCAGCUGCUGACAAAUAUGCAUUGGAGCGUUUAAAGGUGAUGUGUGAAGAGGCUCUGUGCAACAGCCUCUCUGUGGAGAACGUGGCUGAUACCCUCAUCCUGGCAGACUUACACAGUGCCGAGCAGCUCAAAGCACAAGCCAUAGAUUUUAUCAACAGGUGCAGCGUCCUCCGACAGCUGGGCUGUAAAGAUGGGAAAAACUGGAAUAGCAAUUAUGCCACGGACAUAAUGGAGACGGCAGGCUGGAAGUCAAUGAUCCAGUCCCACCCUCACUUAGUGGCUGAGGCCUUCAGAGCCCUGGCAUCGGCACAGUGCCCACCCUUCGGCCUGCCGAGGAAACGCCUAAAACAUACCUGACUGCUACAGCCCACUGAUACAGACACUAGGAGCUGAGGCAGCCCUCUGAUCCAGACACUAGGAGCUGAGGCAGCCCUCUGAUCCAGACACUAGGAGCUGAGGCAGCCCUCUGAUCCAGACACUAGGAGCUGAGGCAGCCCUCUGAUCCAGACACUAGGAGCUGAGGCAGCCCUCUGAUCCAGACACUAGGAGCUGAGGCAGCCCUCUGAUCCAGACACUAGGAGCUGAGGCAGCCCUCUGAUCCAGACACUAGGAGCUGAGGCAGCCCUCUGAUCCAGACACUAGGAGCUGAGGCAGCCCUCUGAUCCAGACACUAGGAGCUGAGGCAGCCCUCUGAUCCAGACACUAGGAGCUGAGGCACCAUGGAGACACACAGGACUAUGAAGAAG
Messenger RNA from Coregonus clupeaformis (lake whitefish), 2093 nucleotides. Its product is annotated as speckle-type POZ protein-like A. The record is from RefSeq and is a predicted model, not a curated record. Gene Ontology annotation, cellular component: cytoplasm; nucleus. Gene Ontology annotation, biological process: proteasome-mediated ubiquitin-dependent protein catabolic process; regulation of proteolysis. Bases 526 to 1704 code for a protein of 392 amino acids. The transcript is spliced from 12 exons. NCBI's taxonomy places the organism in Eukaryota, Metazoa, Chordata, Actinopteri, Salmoniformes, Salmonidae. Gene Ontology annotation, molecular function: ubiquitin protein ligase binding.